AUGGCAAUUCUCAAAGACUUCCGCGAAAGGCUCAAAUCCUUCAGCCCGAAGGAGAGGAGGGCCAUCUUCUUCUACAUCUGCGGCAUCAUGCUAUACAAAUUCGGCCUGGAGGCGUUCAACGGUUCCAUCACUGCACUGGCGACCAACCGAUACGACUACGAGAGCGACACCAACGGUACCCCCUCGCGCACCUUUGAGCGUCUCGGUUUGCUCCAGGGGCUGAACCAGGCGACACAGUGUGUCGGCUCCAUUCUCAUCGCCCCCCUCAUUAAGCACUACCCAACUAAGAACGUAUUGUCGUCUGCCAUCCUGCUUUUCGGCCUGAUGACGGCAAUACUACUUGUCCUCGAUGCCGCGACUGGCGGCACCUUUGUCCCGGAAGCCUACCGCAAGAAGCACCCCAAGGACGAGUGGUCCUACUAUGGCGACUAUAACAAUGACGCCAUCAUCCCCAUCUACACCGUCACAGGUAUCGCCUAUGGCAUGGUCGAGCUAAUCCGACGUGUCAUCCCCCGAGACAUCGUCGGAGGCAACGUCCAGAAGCUCCGUCAGAUGGACAGUCUGGUGCACAUCUUUUACGAAGUCGCUGGUACCUCAGGCGCUUUCGUCACCGCCCUCGUUUUGAUCCCCAACCUCGGCAACAACCGAUCUUUCGUCAUCACUCCGAUCUGCUUCUCGUUUGCCGCCAUCCUGUGGUUCUUCGUCGUUGACGGAAGCUACGAGCGCAACGCACUUGCCCGAGCCGAGGCACGCAAGAGCAAUUACUUUGUUGCCAUCGGCAAAGGCUUUCUCCUCUUCUUCGAGUCUAUCUGGGUCGGCGCCAAGAUCCUCUUCACAUCGACACGAUUUGUCUGGCUCGUCCCGGCAUACGGCGUCGCUCUUUACGGCCACCGAUACCUCGAGAACGGCGUUGCGCCCCAGGUUGCGCGUCGCUACCUCGGCAAUUCGGCUUGGUCGCAGAUCAUGGUGGGAGGCUCCAACUUUGGCGAACUCCUCGGCGCCCUCUUCGUCUUCCUGUUUACGAAUGUCAUCAAGACGCCCAUCCCCUGGUUGCGACUGGAUGCCCUCAUGCUGUUGAUUGUCUGGUAUAUCCCCUAUUGGUACCCGCCCUCGGGUCAGGUCGGUCAGGCUUGGAUCGUUGCUGCUACGUUCCUCCCGGUAUCCUUUGGAUGGGCUGCUGGCGACGUGUCUCUCGCUGCUUUCAUUCAGGCCUCACUGGCACGUCUCGAAAGCAAGGAGCAUCGGGUAUCUCCCCUCGGUGCCGUCAUGGCCUUCUUGUACUCGUUCUACAUUGUCACCUACGCGAUCGCCGGCACCUUCCUGGGACGGUACCUCGACGGUGUCUACAACCGCACCGGCUCCGUGCGUGAGGCGCUGGUAAACACGGCGGGAGUUCACUUCACUAUCAUCAUGGUUGUUGUUUUCGCGUCGACGUUCAUUCCCAAGGGUUCCCACGCUUUCAACCCGGAAAUGCUGGAUGACACAAAGCUUGACGAAGAUGUUGAGGAGUCUCCGUCGCCGUCAGAGAAGGACAUGGUGGAUGAUCCCAAGCUAAAUGAGAAGGCACCCGCCAUUGUUGUUUGA
Molecule: messenger RNA, 1584 nt
Organism: Colletotrichum spaethianum
Lineage: Eukaryota; Fungi; Ascomycota; Sordariomycetes; Glomerellales; Glomerellaceae
Exons: 1
Coding region: 1-1584 (527 amino acids)
Source: RefSeq, a predicted model, not a curated record